Molecule: messenger RNA, 1475 nt
Organism: Lolium perenne
Lineage: Eukaryota; Viridiplantae; Streptophyta; Magnoliopsida; Poales; Poaceae
Product: damage-control phosphatase At2g17340
Biological process (GO): coenzyme A biosynthetic process
Cellular component (GO): nucleus; cytosol
Molecular function (GO): ATP binding; pantothenate kinase activity
Source: RefSeq, a predicted model, not a curated record
ACCAGAAAAAAAAACUCCGCAGUUGCCAAGCGGCACUUGGCUUCCUCCAUCUCUCCGGCCGUUGCGUACGGCGCCACCAGAUCUCACGGCGAGGCCGAGCUAACCGCUUCCGAGAACCGAGUAAACCCUAACCGCCGCCGACAAGGCGCCGGCGGUGGAGUAGCAUGGAGAGCUCGUCGCCCCCGGUGCCGUUCCCGCUGCUGCAGGCGCCCGUGGAGAGCACGUACCGGGCCUGCACCAUACCCUACCGCUUCCCCUCCGACAACCCCCGCAAGGCCACCCCCGUCGAGAUCCAGUGGAUCGACCUCUUCCUCAAAUCCGUACCCUCCUUCAAGCAGCGGGCGGAGAACGACCCCACAGUGCCUGACGCUCCUGCCAAGGCCGAGAAGUUUGCCCAGAGGUACACUUCUAUUCUUGAGGAGUUCAAGAAGAACCCAGAGAGCAACGGAGGACCUCCUGACUGCAUACUUCUUUGUAGGCUUCGUGAGCUAAUCCUUAGAGAAUUGGGAUUUAACGAUAUCUUCAAAAAGGUUAAGGAUGAGGAGAAUGCUAAGGCUAUGUCACUGUUUGAGGGAGUUGUUCGGCGGAAUGAUGAAAUAGAAGACGAUGAGAAACGAGCAGAGAACUUGAUCCGUGGUAUCUUAGCAGGAAAUAUAUUUGAUUUAGGAUCUGCGCAGCUUGCAGAAGUGUUUGCCAAAGAUGGUAUGUCCUUCUUGGCAAGUUGCCAGAAUCUUUUAUCUCGACCUUGGGUUAUUGAUGACCUAGAUGCUUUUAAAAACAAAUGGACCAAGAAAUCUUGGGAAAAGGCAGUUAUUUUUGUUGAUAAUUCUGGUGCUGAUAUAAUAUUGGGCAUAUUACCAUUUGCGAGGGAGUUGCUCCGACGUGGCACAAAGGUGAUACUUGCUGCCAAUGACAUGCCUUCCAUCAAUGAUGUCACUUACCUAGAGCUGGUUGAGAUUGUAAACAAGCUCAAGGAUGAAAACGGAAAGCUUGCAGGUGUGGAUGUAUCUGACCUUCUGGUUGCCAACUCUGGUAACGAUCUGCCUGUAAUAGAUUUAUCUAGUGUGUCACCAGAACUAGCCUAUAUGGCAAAUGAUGCCGACUUGGUCGUCCUAGAAGGCAUGGGAAGAGGAAUCGAAACCAACCUAUAUGCACAAAUGAAAUGUGACUCAAUCAAAGUUGGAAUGGUUAAGCAUCCGGAAGUGGCACAAUUUUUGGGAGGAAGGCUUUAUGAUUGUGUCUUCAAGUUCAAUGAGGCCUGAGCAACUCUGAAGCUCCUGUAUCGCAUCCUGCCACAUUGCAUUUGUUUCUCUCAUUGACUACUGGUGCGAUGCUACACUGAACGUUCACAUCUACAACGAUAGCAAGCGAAAGAAAUUAUUGUUCGCUUGUGGUAGUGCUAGGGAGAACAAUUUCUAUGGCAGAUACACCCCAUUAUGUGCUCCAUGCUAAUAAUAUAAGUAAAUUGAGCUGUA